This is a messenger RNA of Porites lobata, 9712 nucleotides long. NCBI's taxonomy places the organism in Eukaryota, Metazoa, Cnidaria, Anthozoa, Scleractinia, Poritidae. The record is from the annotation of a GenBank genome assembly.
AUGGCAAGCGGACUACAGGGAAGAGGGAAAGAGAGUACCGUGGGUUCUUCGUCCUGCGAAACCGAAUUAGAAAAUUUUCUCAAAGCUGUAGUGAACGAAGAGUAUAAAAGCCUCACUUUUCCAGAAACAAUCCUUUCCUCAAAUUUUACUCGUUCAAACGUUCCAGGAGAAUGGGAACCUUGCAUCCUAGUACAAAAUGUUUAUUAUUCCUCCAAAACGAAUGGCUGUCAGUUAUCUAAAUCAUGCAGCCUGUUGGAAAUGAAGUUAGGCAACCAUGAAAACAUGAAAACAACACACGACGAAUCCCAUCUAAAGGAGCCUGGCAAGCGUCAUCGAAGGCAGGGCAAACAGUUGUCUGGUGAAGGAACCUUUACUGCAAAAACAGCAAAUAACAGUUCUCAGCAGGAGUAUCCAGCCAACAGAACUCAUCAACAACCUGAAGGAUAUUCAUUUGUAGGAGCUUUACCCAAUGAAUCAAAUUACUCUGAUUUCUUGGGUAAUAAGAGCAAUGUUGAAGAUCUGCCCUUAAGAAUGACAGGGACGUCUCUUAUUUAUCCAGUAAGGGGCGCUGUGCGACAGCCCGAGAUGCAACUCCUUAAGACGGACAACACGUGCACGAGACUGGAUUCGGAAUCACAUACAAAGAAAGUAAAUGACGCUGGACAAUUGCCCGAGAUGCAACUCCUUAAGACGGGGAACACAAGACUAAGUUCGGAAUCGCAUACAAAGAAAAAACAAAAAUUUAGCAUGGAACCUAAAGAGAGACUCUUUAAAAUAGGUUUGGCAGCAAGCUGCAUUUACCCAGAUGUCGAGCAACACGAAGUGAAUGUUGUUAGGCAACAGCCCGAGAAACAUCUUCUUAAGACAGGAAACACAAAGCUGGGUGUAAAAUCGCACACAAGCAAAAGACAGAAAUCUAGCUUCGACCCUGGAGAAAGAAGCGUUAAAAUAGGGCGGGCAUUAAGCUACAUCCACCCAUACCCCGAGCAACACGAAGAGAAUGGCCUUGGGCAGCAGCCCGAGAUGCAUCUUCUUAGGGCGGGUCAAACAAGGCUGCUUGUGGAAUCGCAUACACCGAAAAGGCAAAAACUUAGCUUAGAUCCUGAAGGAAAACGCUCUAAAAUAGGGCUUGAAGCGAGCUACACAGAUCCAGAUGGCGAGCAACAAGAAUCGAGUGGCUUUGAAAGAAAGGGCGCUGAUAAUCAUAUACUGAUCAAUCGCUACAACAUAAAAAAUUCGUCAAACAAAAGCACUUUGAUAACAAUGGAUAAUAGCACAAAUUUGCAACAAAAGGACGAUUAUCUAUAUAUCUGGGAAAGUGUUGACGGUCUUACACGAAAAAAGCAAGAUGCAGCAACAACCGCAGUUACGGAAAGCCAUAGUUUAGAUUAUACACCGCAAACGUUUCCUGUAAGUCCAAUGCCAUUCAGUAUCAUCUCCAAUCGGAGCUCCAAUGAAUUCUUUCAAGAGUCGUAUUUGUUCUGCUGCCAAGCGGGCAAAACAGGAAAACCAUAUUUAUGUCCUUGGCGGUGUUGUGGAAAGCGGUUCCGUCGCUCUGACGAAGUAAAACGCCACUAUCGAUGUCACACUGGUGAAAAACCUUUCAUAUGCCAAUAUUGUGGCAGAGGUUUUUCGAGGUCAGACCAUCAAAAAAAUCAUACACGAAAAACACAUUUUACCGUACAUAGAUAAAAAAUCUUGCAUAGCCGCACUGAGGUAUUCUUCUAGGUCACAGUUUAGCUGUGCUAAGUUAAAAAACUUCCUAUAACUACCAGGAACACCCAGCCACCCAGUCAGCUUUCCAUAAAUGACGGAUAAGCGACGGUCUUCCCAGCUGAAGGCCGCUGUUUCAAACACCAAACGGACCAACACUCAGGGUAUUUAAAUAAUUGAUUAGAGACUGUUGCCUUUGUAAUGACAUUUACAAACCGCUAGACUUUCUAGUCUUAUCGGAUAAGGCCCCGUCUCACAACCUAAAAAGUUAUGUGGGACGUUAAAGCACCCACACACUGUUCUCAAAGAGUAGGGGACGUUGUUCCAGGUGUGAUCGCUUACCUCAAAUUUGCACUCACAAAGGGGGUAUAUUUACUCAUAUCUUUUAUUAAAAUUACUUGUAAACUGCACGAUAAGCAGUCUCACUGGCAAAAGUCCUUCAACCAUUUUUAUGGUAUUCCCGAAACGUCCUGAGGUGAGAAGCCAUUUUUAUGGUAUUUGUGAAUUUGUUGUUGUUGUUGUCUUUCUUUUUUUUAGCAGAAACAAUGUUACUUGGUUCUGUUAUACAACUCUGAUGUCCAAGAGAGUAGAAAUUCUAGUAGGGAUUUUUGAUUUGCAGGGAACGCAACAACAGUAAAACCCAGGUAUAACGAACCUCUAUAUAACUAAAUCCUCGCUGUAACGAACGAUAUUCCCAGACCCAGCAAUACCUCAUUAUAGCGAACAUAUUUCGCCAGUCCCUUGGUUCUCUUUUAAGUCCUCAAAAUUACAAACAUCAUAGCGGAGCUCUCGCCCGCGAAGCGCUCUAGCGGAGCACCAAGAAUAAGAAAAUUUGGUAAACUAUCCAUAUGAGACAAUUUGGUUAUGACGUAGUGUACGAACGCCGACCGUCCGUACACCCACUACAUGUAAGCCGAUGUCAAGUGUCACACUAGUCAGGAGCGAGAAAUAAAUAACAACGGAGACUAAUCUCGUUGGAAGAAAAACAUAAAAAUUAUAUAGCGGCGGUUAGAAAACGAGAAAUGCUAGCGGCUACUAAUGUGAAAAAGGAGCGUAAAUGGGAAGCUAAAAGAAGUUUCACGUUUUAGUCGUGUAAAACAACGGGAAGGAAAUGUACAAAAAAAACUGCUGCAUGUGCAGAGUUGUUUUUUUGCUAAUUAGAAAAAAAAAGUGUGCUGCAGGUGCAAAGUUGUUUUCUUGCUAAGUAGAUCUAUUGUUGUUGUUUUUACCGUUCUCGUUGCUUUCAACUUUAGUAUUACUCGAUUUUAUAUUUUCUUUGAAGAAUCUGUAAAUAUUAAAGAGAGCUUCGCAUUUACCCGUGGCUAAAUCUAUAUAUUACUGUACAUCUCUCUGCUCCCCACGCUAAAGAAAUUAAUUUCUAAUUUAGAUUGUUCGUGCUAGUCUUUCCUCAACAAGGAACGCCUUAAUUCGCCAACAUUUGGCUCUGUAAGACUAUGGCAAACUUUCGCCUCGUUUCUACUGGGCUAGGUCUGCACUAGAGAAAACAGACACAAAGGCAUCACCCAUAGCAGUCUUCAAUCUUUCAAGAACGUUAUUGUCAGAAGUUGCCUGAUAUCUCCCUCAGUAUUUUAGACUGUUGUGACCUACGCGGGUUGCAAUUUUAAUGUAUAUUAGUAUCAUUGUUGUAUUGAACUUAGAACUGUUUUAAACUUUCAUGAGACGAACCAAACUCUAAUUUGUGUCGACCUCGAACUUAGGACGCGUCGAACCAAUCAACUGAAUCUAACCAAAAAACAAUUUUAGCCCACCAAGGUAAAUUUUUUUCCCGAACGAUGAGUAAAUAUAGGUUAACAUACAAGCUCGGACUUAACUCACCAUAACUAAAGUUUGGUUCGUCUCAUGAAAAGUUCGACGUUUGGCUUAGGCCUUAGACUGUUACUGAUAACUUGAGGAAAGUCCUAGUUUUAUAAUUAAUGUUGACUUAUUUGUUUUAGUCUAGAUUAAGAUAUAUGUCUUCGAUGAUCUUGUAUUACUGUGCACACCUAAAUACAUCUAGCACCGAAAUAAGGUUUUAAUUCGUUCUUGUAUCUAUUUAUUUAAGAGCUUUGUGCUAUUAUCUAGCGAAAAACAUAUUUUGGGAGUCGCAACUAGGGGAAGCGAAAAUUGUAAACCCAUUACUACUCAGGGUUUCGAGAGCACUCUGACAAUCUAGAUAAUCUUCGGUAAUUUAGAAACGACGGAAUAAUGAGCGGAGUCGGAGGGAAAAGGUAAAUUGCAAAGAUACCUUUGCGCCUCUGACUCUAGGGAGAAUGGGCAAAAGCUUGAGUGUACUGAGUUCUUUGGAUUGUUUGGGUAGACAAGUGUUAGUUAUGAAUCGUCGAUGGUAUUCAGGGCAACCACUAAUAAACCAUAAUGAAGCAACACUUGCCCUCCCUACCGACCCCAGAAAUCGUAGCGACGAAAGGUUUCCUUUAUAUGUUCUAGAGUGGGUGCUACUCCAAUGUGUAAUUUUUACAGGAUCAUCGCGCUCUUACAACUUUGAAUGGAUCUGAUCGACUCCAUCGUCGAUGAAAACCAUUCUUACAAAUUUGGAUGCAUCUAUCCAUACAAGCCUUACUGUUUCUCCCCUUUUUACGAUGUUUUCCUCAAACCAGGGAGUAGGCCUAACGUUCAAACAAGGCCAAAUCAAUAAAAGAAACUUCAUCUAACAGACAACCAUGAAGCUUGUCUUUUAUAAAAGCAUAAAACGAGUCAUUAAAAGCCAUGCAUAAUUUCGAGAACAGUCCAUGAGAACAUAAUUUCGAGAACAGUCCAUGAAGUUUGUUCUGAUCGACGAUUUUCAGUUUUUAAAUCUUAAAAAUAUUAUAAUGAUAGAAACUUAAAAUGAUCUACUGGAACAGACUGGGUAACUUUUAAACCAUGUUCUGAGAAGAGUUCACUAACCUUUUGGUUAUAUCUAAGAUGGUGUGCGCAUGCGUGAUAACUUGCGCUUUCGUAAACUACCCGAAGAGUGGCGGACAUAAAAGAGAAUGAUUCAUUGUGAAGUUGUCCUUGCCACAGGUUGGUUCCUGUAUGUUCAAAAACCACUGGAAAAAUCUGCCAUUUACAUGGGUUGAUUUAGGGAGAGGGAGGGCAAGGGGCCACGCACAGAUACUCUAACUUUCACCUGCAUUACUGACACAUUGUCCUGAUUUAUCGCCUUUUUAAAAGGUUUCAUAAAAGUGUAUUUCGAAAUUCCAAAACCAAUAAUAGGUGUUAUCUAUAGAGCUGGUAAUUCAUAUCGUCUUGAUCCCCCUCCAUUUCUGCGUACUUCCUUAGAAAAAGAAACAAUAUUUAGAUUAGAACUGAAACAUUCCUUUGCCUUUCAAACGGUUCAAUUUUCCGCCUAGGUAUACCAGGACUUAAAAAUGGAAUCGUCAAGAGAAAAUUAAAAUUCUCCUUAAAUCCCCGUAAAAGACAAGCUUGUUUCACCGACCGAAUAUUUAACUAUCAUUUUUCUAUACCUUCGGUUUGGUCUGAGCAAUUGUCAUCUUAAACAUAAGGCACAAAAGGCUUACGGGCGAAUUUAGAUUUACAACAGAUCAUUUCUUGAUACAGUUUGGUGCUGCUAUAUCGACUGACAGUUAUGAUUUCGCAGUCAAUCACUGCGGACGCUGAGGAAUUGUUUAAAUUCAAUCUCUGCGAUCUAAGUAAAGUUUUCCUUUAGUAAUCCAAGCAAAUGCAGUAAUACAAGCUAGAACAGUCAUAAGUUUGUGAACGCAUACAAUGUUAUGCCAGCGUUAACUUACGGCCGUCCACGAAAAAAAAAGGACGUUCACGGUUGCACAGGCCGCCGUACGUAUCAACCCAUAAGGUCGUAAUGUGUUUAUCACAACACUUGAUCAGAGUCGUGUUGCCGGCCUGUGUGCAAAUCCGACCAAUAAUCACCGAUGAAUCUUGUUUUUAACAAAUCGUAACUCUCCAGACCCUUUUUGUUUUUAAGAUUAUGGGGGGCAAUACAGGAAACAAAGCUUGGUUUUCAAACAUUUGCAAGCCACCCGUGAUCUGGUUUGUUCUCUCCACCUGUAGAGCACGUGUUUGUCGAAUACGCUAUUUGCUCGGCUGGUUCUGGUCCUAGUUUAACCUGCAAAAUGACAUAAUUAUUUCAUGCUGUUCUUUGUCUAUUUCGUUUUAGCCAUAAUUUUCUUACUUACCAACUAGUAACUUUCGAAGCAGACGAAACAAUGGAGCUGAAAGGAAUUUUGAUCUUCCUUAUCUUGUCUGCUUUACUUGUUUUCACCCAUGCUCGACCUUCAGAGGUAAAACAAAAAAAAGCUAAUGUAGUUAACUUAUUUAAGAUGUUCGCCAUCCUUGUGUUUGAGGCUCAAGCGUAUCAUUUGGUCUCUUUAAAACAGGCUUCAAUUUCCAGCUUCAUCCUAGACGAUGUUUAUAUAACAUAUGAAACGAAAAGGAACUUGUUCUAAAAACUUUUCGAUCCCUACUAAAUUCUGCGGAAUUAGCAUCAGCUUGGGCUAUACUACAUUUUAUUUCUUUCAUCUUUCCGUGUUUCACAGCUGAAAUAUCGUGGUGUUUAAAAUCACGUCGGUAAAGCUUAAACUUAAAUCAAAGUUGUCACUGUAAAUUCAGUGACAACUUCCACCUUUUCCUCUAUUUCAUCUCGGCGCAAGAUCGUGCUUGAAAGACGUACCCUCUCCUUCCACAAUUAACUCAAAAAAAAAUUAGAUUAAGUGUUCUUAAAAGCCUGUGUGUAGUAUAUUGUUUUUAACAUAGAAAAUCAAAAAUUCUCUUAGUUUUUUUUACUUCUUACUUCUGGAAAUUUCUUAACCAAAGAGUAAAGUAUUAAUAUUUUAGGUCUUUAAGUGCUCGCUCUGCGAAACAAUCACACCUUGCUUCUCUUAAUCACAGUUUCAAUGGCUCAUCUCCACGCUCCAUUAAACGAUUUAUUACCGGAUAUAAUUUUCAGUCAAAUUCAAUGACUGUUUUUUUUUCGUUAUUUCGCUUUGUCAAAUUAUCCCAUUAAGCUUCGCUUUCACGACACCCAAAGCACUGGGAAGGAUAUGUACAAGUAUAACUCAAAAAGGAGGUCAUCCAGUUCCGACCAGGGCUUUUCCCUCACAGCUCCUGGGAACGAGGUUAAGAGGGUCACGUUACACCAGAGAGCAAACUGUAGUGUAUGAUUAUAAUAUCUUUAAACAGUCCUAAUAUGUUCGGAAAACUAUAGUGACGUAGUAGUGAUGAUGAUGAUAAUAAUAAUAGUUAUAAUAAUGAAUGGUCUUCUAUCACGAGCAGUGAGCAUUCUUUGUAAUGAACAGCAAUCAGGGAUAGAUAUUAGUGUUGAUUAAAAAAUGGUUUAGACAUUGUUUAGAACGCGGUAAUGUGUUAAACAACCUCCGAACUCCUGAGUAACUGGCCCAGUCUAAAAUAAUCUCUACCCUCGUCCCAACAAGGAGGAGCGCCAGAAGCGUGAAGACGAUGACGACAGGGAACAAGGUAAGUUCAGUUUAACUCACCUUAGUUAAGAGUUACCCUUUUAGGCAAUUGGCAGCAUGUUUUUUUAAAAAAAAAAAAAGUCUAGAGAACCAUCGAAGCGAGUAGGUUAUCAUCUUAUUUGCAACAGACAAAGUUAGAAUAAUUAAGAUCAAAAUAAAUACGUCACUAGUUCAGGAAACCUUUACGGAGAGGCGGCGAUGCAAGAAUACUUAUGACCAUCAAGAUCCUGUUUGACAAUAUAGUUUUUGAUUUCAAGAGUCAUUUCUUUAUAUCAUACGGUAGCAGCAAAACUUACUUAUCUCGAUCUAUGUAAAGUUCUCGUCUUCUCAAUAUUGACUGGUCCUCGACAGUUUGUGGGUACAGUCGAACUUCAAUGUGCGACCACUUCUCGUAAGCAACCACCUCCCUAAGCGACCGCCAAUCCAAAACACCAAAACUCUCCCAGUCAAAGCCUUACAGUUGGAACCUCUAGUAAACGACCACCUCCUGUAAGGGACCGCGACCACUUUUUGGGCCUGAAAGUUCAAAGAUUUUCCAUUGUGUUUAAGCUCUUGUUAGCGACCACCUGACGCCUUCUGUGUUCGCUUUGUGCCCUAUGCUACUUAGAAUAAACGACAUGUACUUAAGUAACAAUAUGGAACUACACAUGGCGUAACAUAAAUUAUCUUCCAUAAAGAAGAUGCUCCCAGACCUCUUCUGCGAAGAGAACCCUGUGGCUCGAUUCUUGUAAGCGACCACCUCUUUGCAUUUUUAGUGGUCGCUUAUGGGAGGUUCGACUGUAUUAAGGGAUGUUUAUUCUAGCAGAUAUUCUUCAGAUAGCAUUUUUCAUCCAUCGUGCCUUACGUAAACCUGUUCUUCCUCGAAUAUUGUCUGGCAAAACCGCUGAGCUACCGUGCCUUCUGCUGUCUCUUUUUCUGUCAACUAUCAGUACAAUUGGCAUCAAGGCAAACGCCUUCGAAAUUGGUUAACGCUUACUAGUUAAGAAAAAUUAGCCUGGGGGUUUAAGGCAAUCAGGAAAGAAGAAGUAUAUGAAUGAACUAUAGUUAUCGAAAUCAUUAAACUGAAUUGCAGUCAUUAUCGUCAAUAUUAUCAUCAUCAUCAUCAUCAUCAUCAUCAUUAUCAUUAUCAUUACCAUCGUCUCCAUCAUCAUUAUCAUUAUCGUCAUCAUUACAAUAUCAUUAUCAUCAUCAUUAUUGUCAUUAUUGUUAUCAUUAUCAUCAUCGUCAUCAUUAUCAACAUCAUCAUUACCAUCAACUCCUACCAUAAUCAUUAUUAUCAUUAUCAUUGCUUUGUAGAUGCAGCAGGAGGAGAGAGCGGAAGUGCUGCUGAGCCCACCACUGCCCCACCAGCUGCUGGUGCUACCACGCCACCCCCUGCAGGGGGAACACCGCCACCAAACGCAGGAGCACCACCACCCCCCGGAGGAGCUCCCCCAGCCGGUGCCAAUCCAAUUGUCGGUGCUGUUGUAAGUGGCUUUAAAAAUUUAUCCACAUUAUAUAGGACAUUAUAUGGUUAGACAUGGAGCCCGGCCAGAUUUUCGAACCCUUUCGCUCUUAGACCACAAAAUGGUGAGAUUCUUUGUCUCGGUGAGAGAAAUCCUGUGUUCUGUUGUUUUGUGCUCGCAACUUUUGCAGUUAAGAAACGAAAGCCUAAAAAAUCAGGCUUGUACGGGAUUCAAACUUUUUACCAAUAUUUUUCAGCUUGUUUUGAUGUUCGUCACAAAUUAUUAUCAAAGUAACGUAAUUGCCCUGUGUUGUAAUUUUGAUUCCUAAACAUAGCUUUUGCAAUACUGUAUGUGCUUGUAUGGUCAUACAAAUAAAGCUCGUUGUUGUUGCCAUACCAAUGCGAUAACGAUGGAGCGCUCUCGCCAAGUAAUCUACAGAGUGUAACAGGCCAACUAGCUGCUGGCAUACGUUUGGUCUAUAACUGUGAUGAUCUUAGCUUCUUUUAAUUUCAUUUAAUUCAUCAUCCCGUAGGUCUAGUGUGGGCUGAUUCAUAUCUAUUUGUUACUUCGGUAAUAGUUAAGUGCUGGUAAUGUAGGUUCAUGAACUUGGCCUUGGCAUGAUAUCUGGCAAAGUGUUAGUGAUAACAUAGUUUUGACGAAAGGCAUAUGCAUGUGAGAAUAUAUGAUAACUUGUGUACUUCUUUUAUGUGACAAACGUAGAUGCUGGCUUUGUUUUAAUCCCUCUAGAAUCAAGCGUGCGCUGCCUUCCAAGCGUGCGCUGCUCAAGGAGACCCCAACAUGUGCCUUCAACAAAUGCUGCAGACCAUAUCAUCAUUAAGUGCAGGUGCUGGAGUUGCUGGAGGUGCAGCUGUUGGGGGAUCCCCCUGUCAAGGAGGUGCCUCCAUGCCGAUGCCCCAACCUAUGCCUAUGCCCAUGCCGAUGCCCAUGCCCAUGCCCAUGCCCCAGCCGAUGCCGUAUCCCGAAGUUAUCAUGGAACCGGCGUCUUGUGGUGGGACUUAUCCAUGUAAAGACAAAGGAUCAAAAGGCAAGAAACACCAUGACAAGAAAGAGAAAAAGCUUGACAGGAAGGCCAAGAACGAUUAG